Odontomachus brunneus is the source of this 1100-nucleotide messenger RNA. Its product is annotated as ras-related and estrogen-regulated growth inhibitor. The transcript is spliced from 5 exons. Lineage: Eukaryota; Metazoa; Arthropoda; Insecta; Hymenoptera; Formicidae. Gene Ontology annotation, molecular function: GTP binding; GTPase activity. The record is from RefSeq and is a predicted model, not a curated record. The coding region runs from base 242 to 1015 and encodes 257 amino acids.
CUUCGGUGUCUAUUACGUGUUUCUUUUUUAUAACUCGUCGUGAGAUUCUACGUAAUUAUUCUAAUAAUAAUUAAUGACGCACGCGUUGCCGUCAUAGAUUGUUGUUUAUUACGUGCGCACCCUUUGAGAAGCGCGCGCGACAGAUCGCCAUGAAUAAUGCAUCCAUUAAAUACCAUCGAACACACGAUGAGGGUUCAUAAUCGAUGGGACGACCUAGCGAGAGAGCAGUGGCGAUUAAGACAUGGACAGCAACAGUCCGCCGCCUUUGGCGUCCACCAAGAAGAGGAUCAGCCCUCCAAUCAGUUGGGGCCUCGGUCUCGUCAACAGGGACACUUUCAAGACGAUCAAGGUGAUCCUAAUGGGCCAGUCAGGUGUCGGCAAGUCGGCUUUAGCCGUACGGUUCGCUACGAGGCGCUUCAUAGGCGAGUACGAUUGCAGCACGGACAGAAUCUACCGAGUGGAUAAUCAGCUUGGAUGCUCAUGGGAAAUAGCGGAUCCUCCGGGAUACCCGUCGGCGUCCGCAGAAUCAAAAUUGCGAUGGGCCGACGCGAUAGUUCUUGUUUACUCCGUAACGGAUCGAGUUAGCUUCGAGGAAACUUCUCGAUUGAGGUUUUUAGUGUCGCACGCGAGACGAGGUAGGAAAGUACCGCCGGUCGUGCUGCUUGUGGGAAACAAGGCCGAUCUCUCUGGCUCUCCCGGCGAGCGCAUGGUAUCCGCCUUCGAAGGCCAGAAAAGGGCAAAAGAAAUCGAGGCUCACGCUUUCCACGAGGUUUCCGCAAGGGAAUCGAUUGACCAGAUUAUGGCCAUAUUUACGAACAUAUUAAGACUAUUGACGGAACUGCCUGCCACUCCAGGAAACCAGCCAACGUCUUUCAGAACGAGGGCUUGCACAGACGGGUCCAUCAACACAUAUCGCCGGUCGUCUCCUCCUCCGUCGAAAAGAAGGUUCAGCAUUUCCGCACGUGUGCGAUUUUCCUUCAAUAAAGAUGUCGCAGCGUACUGCAGUUUGAAUUGAGUAAAUUGCUUUACAUAAACUAAAUUUCCAAUACAGAAAAUAGAUAAUAGAUAAGAAGGAAAAAAUGUACGAUAAAUAAUGUAGU